Amphibalanus amphitrite is the source of this 1578-nucleotide messenger RNA. Its product is annotated as general transcriptional corepressor trfA-like. Bases 450 to 1160 code for a protein of 236 amino acids. Lineage: Eukaryota; Metazoa; Arthropoda; Thecostraca; Balanomorpha; Balanidae. The record is from RefSeq and is a predicted model, not a curated record. The transcript has 2 exons.
GGCUACCGGCUCAGCGGCCGUCGAAUCCGCCUCCGCUGUCGCUGCCGCCGGCGAUCUAUUUGUGUUCUUUGACAAUCCUGCGCGUGUCUCCGUCCAACUGUCCAUGUUCGUCGGCUCUAAAGUUGGCGAGCCGGCGCCGUGUCCGGUUUCGACCCCGGUGCACGCCAGUCGGCACUCGGGUUGCACGGCGAGCAGCUGCGAACACGGAAGGUGCUUUGUGCCUGUGAGCUGACGGCGCUAUCGAGCGGUGCCGGUUUAGUUCGGACCAACCGGCGGGCCGGGUGCCGCCGGCGUCGGCCAGCACUCGUCCUCCGCCUCCGGCCGUGCGCGCAGCUCCCGACCGGCCGCGCCGCGCCACUGAUCGCCGCCCGCGCGCCGGCCGCGCCCCGUACACAGUGACAGAACGUGCUGCAGAGAGCGCCGCCGACCGUCACAGCAGCCCGGCCAUCAUGAGCGACCAGCAGGUGGCCAACAUCGCGCCCAGCGGUGAGAUCACCAAACAGCAGAGCUCGCAAAGCGAGUCCUCGCAGAGCUAUGCGAUCCCGGGCGGCGAGGCCCACGAGCAGUCGCGGGACGCGUCCCGGCUCAUGGAGGCCAACAUCCCCGGCGGCCAGAUGAAGCAGCAGACGCAGGAGCACCAGUUCGCCAAGCAGGCCGAGGCCGUGCAGGAGACGCCUGGCGGCGUGCAGCGGACCAGCGAGGCGGCCGCCGCUCAGCAGCAGGUCAGCCAGUCGGUCAGCAACAGCCAGACGCAGGGCGCCGACGGCAGCAUCAGCACCCGGCGCGUCACCUCCAAACGCACCGUGCAGCAGAGCAGCUCCGUCAAGCAGAGUCACAUCAGCAGCACCACGUCGGCGCACCCGGCGCAGGGCAUGAUCCAGGCGCCGGUGCCAACCGAGCUGCAGAUGCAGAACCUUGCCACGCAGCAGAACAACCAGCGCACGCAGCUGGCGCACCAGCAGCAGCAGCUGGCGCAGCAGCAGCAGCUGCCCGACCUGGCCGACAGCGACAUGACCGCGGUCAGCCGAAAAACCACGCAGCACAGCCACAAAAAGGUCACGCAGACCUCGCAGAAGGUCACGUCGGCCACCCAGCAGCAGCAGCAGCAACAGCAGCUAGUCCAAGGCACUGCGCAUCAGCAGGCGCUGAACAUGCCGUAAGUAGAGCUAGCUGUGAGCUGCUGAACGUGUUCACCUGGUGUCUCCCUCGGUGGUGGAGCCCGCCGCGCGGACGGCCCAGCCGCUCGCCCAACUCACUAACAAGACCGCGCGCGCCCGUCCGCAGAAGGGACGGCCGCCGACGGCCGGCCGUCGCCCUUCGAACCGAGUCCCGCGAAACACUAACACCACUAGCCGUGUCGCUCGCUCUCUGUCUCCUCUCGUAGCCUCUCUCUCCCUCAAUCCGGUGUUGGUAGCCGCUGGCUCGCGCAGUCGUUGCACGUGUGCUUUUGCUGCUUGUCCGCUUUCGUUCUUCUUUUCUAUUGACGAAUUUUUGAAAUGCUCGCCGUGCAGUCGUCGACUUUAUGUCUGCACAUGCUGGUCCUACCGCAGAGCGUCAAUAAACGAACACUUCGAAUAA